Dinoponera quadriceps is the source of this 10732-nucleotide messenger RNA. RefSeq names its product teneurin-m (gene Ten-m). The record is from RefSeq and is a predicted model, not a curated record. The transcript has 15 exons. NCBI's taxonomy places the organism in Eukaryota, Metazoa, Arthropoda, Insecta, Hymenoptera, Formicidae. Bases 585 to 10634 code for a protein of 3349 amino acids. Gene Ontology annotation, biological process: motor neuron axon guidance.
GACGAAGACGAUGACGAUGACGACGUCGACGUCGACGACGACACGACGACGACGACGGCGCAACAUCGCCAUGUUGAGCCACGCAUGCGCUGCGUGGGAGUCAGAGCGGCGGACUCGGGUCGAACGAGGAGGUCGGAGUCAGUGCACUGCCAGCUCCGGAACCGCGAACGUCGAUCUCGCGUGUCCCCCGGUGUCACCGUAGGUUCGUCGUCCGUGUCGCGUAGUACAGUCUGCGCCCUUGCCUCGAGGUGGGUGCAGUCGGGUGGACUCGGUCGACUGGCUCCGCCACCUCUACCGGCCGAACUCUGGCUCGAGCCGCGUGCUAGGUCGUUCCACCCCGAGUUCUCUACCGUGCAGUUCCGGUGUUUCCGACCGGCACUGACACACCGGUACAGUGCGUCCUUCGCUCGGAGCGAGCUCUCCGGAUCUGGACCCGGUAUUCGUACCGCGGUGUUUUCGUGUGAACGACCUGACUGACCCGCGGGAGAUCAGUGGCGAGGAAGAUGGUGAUUUAAGAGUGUCGUGCAGUGCUCGUGUGCAAUGGUAGAGGCAACCGUACGACCGAUAGGCAUAGAGGACCGUAGAUGUACCAACCAGGGUGUUUGUUGGACAGUUCGGCACCGCGGGGCCCGCCUGAUGUGCCACCCCGUAACCCCGCAAUGAGCCGGCUCAACGGAAGACUGCCAGGAAGUCACGCAGCGAGCGAUCACGAGCGCGAUCCCGAUCUCGAGCCAUCCUGUCUCGUACGCACCCCAUCCGGUAACUUCUACAAUAUACCAAAGAUACCGAAGAAUGAAUACAACAACAAGAAUCAGUCCACGGGGAACAGUCCAAUAAAGGUGGAACUGCAGAACAACAUGGACAGAGUACCUUUACCUUACGGGCACGCCCCGUCGAUGAUCCCGAUGAGGAGACAAAGCAUUCGCUGCCAUUUCCGCAAGGGAAUCGAUUGGUGCAGCUGGAAAUUAAUUUCCAUAAUAAUAAUUAUGCUCCUGCUCUGCCUGACGGCAGCGUUAACCUACGUCGCAGUGAACUGGUCGUACCAAAGCACGAAGGCGUGCACAGUCCUGGUGGGCGAGAACACCGACGCCAAACCGUCGUCGAGCGAGUCGAACAAGACGUCCUCGUCGUCCGCAUCGACGUCGUCGCAAUCGAGCGGCAGGGCGCGGCAGCAGUCGCCGUCAGGAGGUAGUAUUAGCACAUCGGAUAGCAUGUUGUUAGAUGGUGUAUACAGCCGCAAGCGUAGGGACACGUUUAACGAGCAUGCGUUGCCGCACCAAACUGUCGCACCACCACCCUCCCAUGACCCCGAAGAGCUGCCCUUGACCCCGGCCAGCACUGCGGUCGAAAUCUCAGGGUUCGGGCAGCGAUCGUCGGUCUCGUUGCAUGAGGAGCAUUCUGGUAAGGCUGUGCAUGAUCCGGAGGUGCAUGCGGACGGUCGAGGUCCGGUGGAAGGAGCUGUCGACCGUGCCGAGGCCGGCGAAGACGCCACGGCGCCGGAGUCGCCGGGAUCGACGACUCCCUCGCUUCUCGUCUCCUCUCCUACUAACCACCCGCACGAUCGUUCGACUCAUACCACUGUCGCUGUCGACCUCACCUCUUCGUCCUCUGUCAGCUCUGUCUUCCCGUCCGUCGGCACGUCGCCGCCGUUUCUUCCCGCAGGAUUCCCCUCGGCCGGCGCUUCCGGCCGCGAGCUCCCGACCGUCGCGACGCCACGUCGGGAGGAGCACGUUGCCUCGCCGAGUGGGCCGAUUGCGAAACUUGGCGGCGACGCGGAUUUCGACGGUGUCGCCGGUAACGCCGGCACGUCCGAAAGUUCCGACGUUGCCGAAAGCAGCGACGGUAUCGCGGCUACGACGUCUGCAUCCGGCGUGGGGAAACUUCGCCCAGAUAGCGGCGGCCACGAAGUACCGCCGAUAGUCGGCGGAACUGCGGGGAACGACAAUAACGUUCGCGCUGCCGAUUACAGCGGCGAUGCAGAUCUCGCUGAUAGCACGGCUGCAACGGAGGACCCACGCUCGGAUGAACCGACGGGGAAUCAACGAGCGAGCGUAAGUAAUUCCGAUUGGAACGGCUCCUCCGACGAAGCGUCGACACCGGCAGAAGCGCAGCGGGGAGGGGCGAACGUCAGUGAAGUCUCGCCGGAUGCGAGCUCGAGCGAUCAAACGACGUCCGACGCACCGUUGAGUAAGAACGAGGACGUGGUGAUCGAGGUUGCGCCCGAGGAGACAAUUAGCUGGAACGAUGGCCCGAAGACGAUGGACACGGGAUCGGCGCGUUCCCAGACGUCGGGCGUCGUGAAAGAAACGCGAGAGCUCUCCCGGGAGUACUCGUCGUCCGAGUCGUCCGAGUCCAAUAUCGUUAGGGCCGCCGAAGCUCCGGAGGAACCCCAACGAGACUAUCCCGUGCCGAUCUACAGUUACGGGCAGGACGAGGUGGAGAUCGUCAACCUCCGUCACAAGGAGCGGCCGGUCGCGAGGACCGAACACCAUCCCGCUAAAUCAGCCGCUCCCGGAGUCUUCGGUAACGACGUGAGGACGAACACCGUGUCCCGCAAGGAGCGUGACAAGGACGACAUGCGGGUCAUCACGAGGGAAGGAAGCGACGAGGAGUUCCUGCGGAAGUUCGAGGAGAAUUUCCGCGCGGCGGUCCCCGAGAUCGACGAAAACUCCGCCGAAAACUCCCCGCCGGUCAAGACCACCGCGACGGAUGGGCCGCACGACACGGUGCAUGAUUCAUCGGGCGACGCAUCACCCUCUAACACAGCCAAUGUCCGAUCCGGUUCGCCGAUAACCCAGCGGGUGCAGAUCGUCGAGGUACCCGUGUAUCGCGACGGCGACUCGUCACCCCCGUCACCAUCGUCUUCAUCCUCAUCGUCGUCCGCUUCGUCGCCCCACCGGGUGCUCAUAAACAUAACGAUCGCCAGCGAGGACUCGCCCACUGCCUCCUCGAGGCCUCUGUACGUCCUGUCGGUGUCCGUGCCGACGGAGGUCGACGCGAUCCGUUCGUCCGGGAUUAACAUCAAUCAGGCGCAGGUGCACGAACGGCCUUCGGAGAUGCCCGAAGCGGCGAGCAUGCUGAGAAAGAUCGCCGCUAACGGCGAGUCGAUAGACACGCUCGAUGCGAUGCGAUUACCGCCGCCGCCGCAGCCACCUGCCUCGCCACCAGCGCCGAUCUGGGCCGGUGGCGAGUGCGAGUGCUCUUGUCCGUGCAUGGGCUCGUCCUCUGACGAGUGGGACAACUUUUCAGAGUUCGACGAGAACACCAACGUGGAACAGGAGGAGGAGGAGGAGGUCGAGCGACACGCUAACUCCACGACGGAGAGAUCCCGGGAGUCCGGGGGAACGGGAUUGGGGGGGAAUCGGGAGGAGCAGCGCGAAGAAUCCGCGGCGAGUCCGCCAGCGAGUUCGGUAAGAAGCGGGAACGUGACCAGCACGGAAGAGUAUCACUCGUCGACGAUGCUCGACUCCGUGGAGAAUACCGGCGAGACUACGCCGACUCCCGGACCUGAAGUAAGCACCGACGUGUGGGCUUGCCCCGGAAGCACUCCGCUUCCCCCAGAGCCCACUAUACUGAUUCUGGAAGGUGGGCGAACUUUCCCGGCGAGAUCUUUCCCACCUGACGGCACGACCUUCGCUCAAGUCAGCCUAGGACAAAAACUUAGCAAAGAGAUACCGCCGUACGGCUACUGGAACAUGCAGUUCUACCAAUCGGAGGCCGCCUACGUACGCUUCGACUACAGCAUCCCGCGCGGUGCCAGCAUCGGCGUCUACGCGAGGAGGAACGCGCUGCCCACGCACACGCAGUAUGACCUUCUGGAGGUUCUCAGCGGUUUCAAGGCGCGGACCACCAGGGCGUCCCAUCCUUCGAUCAAGAAAGAGGUGACACAGUACAUGGAGCCGGGUCAUUGGUUCCUCUCGCUUUACAACGACGACGGGGAUCCUCACGAGGUCUCGUUCAUUGCUGUGAUCGCCGAGGACAUGACGCACAACUGUCCGAACGGCUGUAGCGGCAAAGGCGAGUGUCUUCUCGGUCACUGUCAGUGCAAUCCCGGUUUCGGCGGUGAGGAUUGCAGCGAAAGCGUCUGUCCCGUUCUCUGCAGCCAGAGAGGCGAGUACAUAAACGGCGAGUGCCAGUGCAAUCCCGGCUGGAAGGGAAAGGAAUGCUCCCUGCGACACGACGAGUGCGAAGUGCCCGACUGCAAUGGCCACGGCCACUGCAUGAACGGCAAGUGCAACUGUGUACGCGGCUAUAAGGGCAAGUAUUGCGAAGAGGUCGAUUGUCCGCAUCCGACCUGCUCCGGUCACGGUUUCUGCGCCGAGGGCACAUGCAUCUGUAAAAAGGGCUGGAAAGGGGCCGAUUGCAGUCAAAUGGACAAAGAGGCGUUGCAGUGCCUGCCGGACUGCAGCGGACACGGAAACUUCGAUUUGGAGACUCAGACCUGCCUCUGCGAGUCCAUGUGGUCCGGUGACGAUUGCUCGAAAGAACUAUGCGAUCUCGAUUGCGGCCCUCAUGGACACUGCGUGGACAACGCCUGCGAUUGCUCGCCAGGUUGGUCCGGCGAGUUGUGCAAUCUGAAGCAAUGCGAUCCUCGCUGCAACGAGCACGGACAAUGCAAGAAUGGCACGUGUCUGUGCGUUACCGGAUGGAACGGAAAACACUGUACGAUGGAGGGUUGUCCGAAUUCCUGUUCCGGCCAUGGACAGUGCAGGGUGUCGAACGACGCGCAGUGGGAGUGCCAAUGCUACGACGGCUGGGACGGCAAGGACUGCAGUGUGCUCUUGGAACAGAACUGCAACGAUGGACGAGACAACGAUAAAGACGGUCUCACCGAUUGCGCCGAUCCGGAAUGUUGCUCCAAUCAUAUGUGUCGUAGCAGCCAGCUGUGUGUCUCGGCGCCCAAACCAAUCGAUAUAUUGCUACGGAAACAGCCACCCGCCAUCACCGCUUCUUUCUUCGAGAGAAUGAAGUUCCUAAUCGACGAGGGCAGUCUGCAGAACUACGCUCGUCAGGAGACCUUCAACGAGAGCCGAUCGGCCGUCGUGCGCGGUCGCGUCGUCACGCACCUCGGCACCGGCCUGAUGGGAGUGCGGGUCAGCACCAGCACCCCGUUGGAAGGCUUCACCCUGACGCGAGACGACGGCUGGUUCGAUCUACUGGUGAACGGCGGCGGUGCCGUAACCCUGCAGUUCGGCAGGUCGCCUUUCAAGCCGCAAAGCCACAUCGUCUUCGUGCCUUGGAACGAGGUCGUCAUAAUCGACAAGAUCAUCAUGAGCACCGCCGAGGAAAAGCCACCGCUCCACGUUCCGCACGCGUGCACGGCUCACGAUUACGAUCUCAUGAAGCCGGUCGUCCUGGCGACCUGGAAGCACGGGUUUCAAGGUGCCUGCCCGGACAAGAGCGCCAUAUUGGCCGAGUCCCAAGUCAUACAGGAGAGCCUGCAGAUCCCCGGCACGGGAUUGAAUCUGGUGUACCACAGCUCCAGAGCGGCUGGUUACCUUUCCACCAUACAGCUGCAACUUACCCCGGAGUCCAUACCGGCCACUUUGAACCUGAUACACCUGAGAAUCACGAUUGAAGGUAUACUUUUCGAGAAGACUUUCGAGGCCGACCCCGUGAUCAAGUUCACCUACGCGUGGAACCGGCUGAACGUUUACCGUCAGCGCGUCUACGGCGUCACGACCGCGAUGGUCAAGGUCGGUUACGAGUACAGCGACUGCAAGGAUAUCAUCUGGGACGUGCAGACGACGAAACUCAGCGGUCACGACAUGUCCAUCUCGGAAGUCGGUGGCUGGAACUUGGACAUUCAUCACAGGUACAACUUCCACGAAGGUAUUCUCCAGAAGGGAGACGGCUCGAACAUUUAUCUGAAGCACAAGCCUAGGGUCAUACUCACCACAAUGGGAGACGGCCACCAGAGGCCGUUGGAUUGCUACGACUGCGACGGACAGGCCUCCAAACAACGUCUCUUGGCACCCGUCGCCCUCGCCACUGCGCCGGACGGCUCCAUCUUCGUGGGCGAUUUCAAUCUAGUCAGGAAAAUCCUCGUCGACGGAACAGUCAGAACGGUGGUUAGACUGAACGCGACCAGGGUAUCGUAUCGAUAUCACAUCGCUCUGAGCCCGCUGGACGGUCUUCUCUACAUAUCCGACCCGGAGUCCCAUCAGAUCAUCCGCGUCCGCGACACCAACGACUACACAGACCCCGAUCACAACUGGGAGACGGUGGUCGGCUCCGGGGAGCGUUGCCUUCCCGGUGACGAGGCUCACUGCGGCGACGGUGCGCUCGCGCGAGACGCGAAGCUCGCUUACCCCAAAGGCGUCGCCGUUUCCGCGGACAACGUUCUGUACUUCGCGGACGGCACGAACAUCAGAAUGGUCGACCGCGACGGCAUCAUCACCACCGUGAUCGGCAAUCACAUGCACAAGUCGCACUGGAAGCCGAUACCCUGCGAGGGAACGUUGAACGUCGAGGAGGUGCACCUGCGUUGGCCGACCGAGCUGGCGAUCAAUCCUCUGGACAACUCGCUGCACAUGAUCGACGACCACAUGGUGCUGCAGUUGGCGCCGGACGGUCGCGUCAAGGUCGUCGCCGGGCGUCCUCUUCACUGCGCCUCGCCGUCCUCCUCGUUCGACACGGAGCUCGCCACUCACGCCACCCUCGUGAUGCCGCAGAGUAUCGCGUUCGGGCCCUCCGGCAACCUGUACAUCGCCGAGAGCGACUCGCAGAGGAUCAACCGCGUCCGCGUGAUCGGCACCGACGGCAAGAUCUCGCCGUACGCCGGCGCCGAGUCCAAGUGCAACUGCCUGGAGCGUGGCUGCGACUGCUUCGAGGCCGAUCACUACCUGGCGUCCACCUCGAAGUUCAACACCAUAUCCGCCGUGGCGGUCUCCCCCGACGGGGUGGUCCACAUCGGCGACCAGGCCAACUACCGCAUCCGCUCGGUGACGGCGAGCAUACCGGACGCGAGCGGCGCGCGCGAGUACGAGAUCUACGCUCCCGACACGCAGGAGAUCUACGUGUUCAACCGGUUCGGCCAGCACAUCGCCACGAAGAACAUCCUCACCGGCGAGACCGUGUAUCUCUUCACGUACAACGUCAACACCAGCAACGGCAAGCUCAGCACGGUGACCGACGCGGCCGGCAACAAGGUCUUCCUGCUCAGGGACUACAGCAGCCAGGUGAACUCGAUCGAGAACACGAAGGGUCAGAAGUGCCGACUCAGAAUGUCCAGGAUGAAGAUGCUGCACGAGCUGAGCACACCCGACAACUACAACGUCACCUUCGACUAUCACGGGCCCACCGGUCUGUUGAAGACGAAGCUCGACAGCACCGGGCGUAGCUACGUCUACAAUUACGACGAGUUCGGCAGGCUGACCAGCGCGGUGACGCCCACCGGCAAGGUGAUCAGCUUGACCUUCGAUCUCAGUCUGAAAGGUGCGGUCGUGAAAGUCGGACAGAACAACAGGAAGCCCGUCUCGAUGCUGAUCAAAGGAUCGUCGGUGGUAACGAAGGUCGGCGAGGCUGAGCAGAGGACGACGGUGCUCGCCGAUGGCUCGGUCGGCAGGGUGACGUCGUGGGCUCACACCGUCAGCACCGACACCAUGCCGUACUCGAUCUUGGCGGAGAUCGAGCCUCUGUUAGGCGAGAGCUACCCUGUACCAGCGAAGCAGCGGACGGAGAUCGCCGGGGAUCUGGCGAACCGCUUCGAGUGGCGGUACUUCCUGCGGAAAGUCCAGGGGAAUAAGAAUCGCGGCAACGCGAAGGCGGUCGCCCAGGUCGGCAGGAAGCUCCGAGUGAACGGCGAGAUCCUGCUGUCUCUCGAGUACGAUCGAGAAACCAACUCCGUGGCCGUGUUCAUGGACGACCGGGUGGAAUUGCUGAACGUCACGUACGACAGAACGGCCAGGCCCGUCAAGUGGGGCCCGAGGAACGGCAUCUUCGCCGGCGUCGAGCUCGAGUACGAUCGAUUCAGCAGACUUACGAGUUGGACGUGGGGCGACAUCAGCGAGACUUACGGCUUCGACCGAGCUGGUCGAUUGUACGAGAUCAAGUACAGCGACGGAACGUCGAUGGUGUACGCCUUCAAGGACAUGUUCAGCAGUUUGCCGCUGAAAGUCACCACGCCUCGCGGAAGCGACUAUCUUCUGCAGUACGACGAAGCGGGAGCGUUGCAGUCGCUCACCACACCGAGGGGACACAUUCAUACCUUCUCGCUUCAAACGUCCCUCGGAUUCUACAAGUAUCAGUACUAUUCGCCGAUGAACAGGCAUCCCUACGAGAUCUUAUACAACGACGACGGUCAGAUUCUCGCCAAGGUGUAUCCGCAUCAAAGCGGCAAGGUCGCUUACGUCUACGAUCACACUGGAAAACUGGAGACGACGUUAGCUGGACUCUCGUCGAUACAUUACACCUAUCAGGAGACCACCAGUCUGGUUCGCAGCAUCGACAUCAACGAGCCGAACUUCGAGAUGCGCAUCGAGUACAAGUAUCACGCCGGCAUCGUGAAAGACGAGAAGAUCAAGUUCAACAGCAAGAGCGGCAUGGACAACGCGCAUUACCGCUACCAAUACGACGGCAAUGCGCGCAUAUCCGGCAUCGAGGUGGACAUCGACGGCAAACAGUUACCGCAGCUUCGUCUCAAGUACAACCAGAACCUCGGCGUGUUGGAGGGCGUCGGCGAUCUGCGGAUAUACAGGAACCUCUUCAACAGAUCCGUCAUGCAGGACAGCAGCAAGCAGUUCUUCACGGUGACCGACUACGACGAGCACGGCCGCGUCAAGACCGUGCUGAUGAACAUCCGUACGUUCGACGUGUUCCGCAUGGAACUCGAGUACGACAAUCGCAAUCGCAUCAAGAUGAGGAAGCUGACGAUCGGCAAGGAGGCGCUCGAGAAGAAGGAGGGCUCCCGAAUGGAGAAGAUCACUUACAACGCGGACGGCCACGUGCUGGAGGUGGCGGACACGGAGAACAACUGGCAGUACGCGUACGACGAGAACGGUAACGUGAUCGGCGUGACCGGGCAUAACGGGAAGAUCGCCCUGGGCUACGACAGUGGCGACCGAGUCGUCCAGUACGGCGACGUGGAAUUCAACUCGUACGACGGACGCGGCUUUGUCGUGAUUCGCGGCGAGCACAAGUACAGAUACAACUCGCGCGGCCAGCUGAUUCACUCCUCGGAGCACAAGAAGUUCCAGAUCUGGUACUUCUACGACGACCGUGGCCGGCUGGUGUCCAUGAACGACGACCGCGAGAACAUCACGCAGUUCUUCUACGCGAACCCGAAGACCCCGGACCUGCUGACGCACGUGCACUUCCCCAAGUCGUCCAAGACGUUCCGAUUCCUCUACGACUCGCGGGAUUUCCUCAUGACCGUGGAGACGUCCGAGCAACGGUUCUACGUCGCGACCGACCAGAACGGCUCGCCGCUCGCGCUCUUCGACACGAACGGCAACCUCAUCAAGGAGAUGCGACGCACGCCGUUCGGCAGAAUCGUCAAGGACACCAAUCCCGACUUCUACCUGCCUAUCGAUUUCCACGGAGGUCUCUUGGAUCCCAACACCAAGCUGAUCUACCUGAACAAGAGACUGUACGACCCGACUCUCGGCCAGUGGAUGACGCCGGCUUGGGAGCAAAUGGCCAACGAGCUGACCACGCCGACCGACAUAUUCAUCUACCGCUUCCGCAACAACGAUCCGAUGAAUUUCAAGCAGAACGUCGAGUACAUGACGGACCUGGCGAGUUGGCUGAAGCUCUACGGCUACGACAUCUCCUCGAUGCUCGGCUCGGAGUACACGAAGCAGAUGGUGUACCAGCCGAGCGCCACUAUCACGUCGCCGCAGCUCACCCCGGACUUCGGCGUGAUGUCCGGUCUGCAGUGCAUCGUGAAUCGCGUGCACGAGAAGUUCUCCGACCUGGGCUUCGUGCCGAAGCCGCUGCUGAAGCUGGAGCCGAAGACGCGGAACCUGCUGCCGCGAGUGGCGCACCGUCGCGCUGUCUUCGGCGAGGGUAUCCUGGUGUCGCGCGUCGACGGCCGCGCCUUGGUCAGCGUGGUGGACGGCGUGAACAGCGUGGUGCAAGACGUGGUCACAUCCGUGUUCAACAACUCGUACUUCCUGCCGCUGCACUUCAGCGUCCACGACCAGGACGUCUUUUACUUCGUGAAGGACAACGCGCUCAAGAUCCGUGACGACAUGGAGGAGCUCCACCGGCUCGGCGGUAUGUUCAACGUGUCGACGCACGAGACGACGGAGCACGGCGCCGGCACGUGGAAGGAGCUGCGACUUCACAAUCCGGACGCGGCGGUGGUGAUCAAGUACGGCGCCGAUCCCGAGCAGGAGCGUCACCGUAUCCUGAAGCACGCGCACAAGCGAGCCGUGGAGAGGGCCUGGGAGAUCGAGAAGCAGCUGGUGAUGGCCGGCUUCCAAGGCAGGGGCGACUGGUCGAAAGAGGAGAAGGACGAGCUCAUCAGCCGCGGCACCGUCGACGGCUACGAGGGCGUCGACAUCCACAGCGUCCACAGGUACCCCCAGCUCGCCGACGACCCCGGCAACGUGGCGUUCACCCGGGACGCCAAGAGGAAGAGGCGGAAGAGCGGCAACCGGCGCAACAGGACUCACAGGCACGACUCGUGAUUCGAGGACGCCACGCGAGUUCGGAGUAUCGUUUGGGACUUGAUUCGCGCGUGAAUCCGACGUGUGAGCUCGAACGAACGAACGAACAAACGGGAGAA